UCUCCCGCUUGGUUUUCGUUGCCCCUCCCCUGCCAUGUCUUUCACCGGUUUCUUCGUCCCCUUAUUGUUCCUUAAGUCAUAAUCGCAGGGCUAGGUUUUCUGUGCUGCUCGCUAUUCUUGACAAGGAAUCUGCGGUUACUGAAGAGGCAAUCGAGGAAGACGAUGUUAAGAGUGAAGGCAAUGCUUCGAAUCAGGAAGUGAAGAAGCAAGCACAACCUUGUGAGCUGUACGUGUGUAAUUUGCCGAGAAAUUGCGACAUUGCUGAGCUGGUUGAGAUGUUUAAACCUUUUGGCACUGUCUUGGCUGCUGAGGUCUCUCGGAAUCCUGAGACAGGCAUAAGCAAGGGAUGUGGCUAUGUCACAAUGGGUUCAAUAAACUCUGCUAAAGUUUCAAUUGCGGCAUUAGAUGGUUCUGAUGUUGGUGGGCGCGAAAUGCGCGUUAGAUUUGCUGUUGAUAUGAGUCCCAAAAAGAGGAAUAUUGAGAACCUGAAUUCAUCACCCAAGAAAAAUAUAAUAUAUGAAAGUCCUUACAAAGUAUAUGUUGGGAAUCUUGCUUGGGAUGUCAAACCUGGAGAUCUGAGGAGCCUUUUUAGCCAAUUUGGAACCGUGGUCAGUGCAAAAGUCUUGAAUGACCGUAGAGCUGGAAAAAGCCGUGUUUACGGGUUUCUAUCAUUUUCUUCAGCUGCAGAGCGUGAGGCAGCAAUUUCUUUGGAUGGAACAGAGUUCAACAACAGGAAACUUCUUGUUAGAGAAGGUCUGGAGAGGAACGAGUCCUGACUGCAGUUACUCUUCUUGCACAAGUAAAAGAAAGAAGGUCCAUCUUGUUUAAUUGUCUUUAAUCAGUUUCAAGUUUGGUUUUUAGCUAAACUAUUGAAGGAAAAGUUGCCUAUCCUCGUGAGAUCUAUAUUUAGAAUCUUGCAAAGUUUUGCUUUUGAGGGUAUUACUUUAUUUAGAGUCUUUCAUAGAGAACAUUCAUUAAAAGCAGUCAUUCUUAGAAUUCCUUGUAUAGUACACAAGUUUCUGCUCUGGAUUUACUUGGCCAAUUUGUUGUUUUCAUUUUUCUAAUACGGAAGUUCAUUUAAGGGUGUGCUCUGACACAGCACUACUAGUGUUUUUCAUGGUUAUUUGAACUUAAUAACACCUUCUGAAAGUUUGUAUUCA
This is a messenger RNA of Momordica charantia (bitter melon), 1160 nucleotides long. Its product is annotated as RNA-binding (RRM/RBD/RNP motifs) family protein. NCBI's taxonomy places the organism in Eukaryota, Viridiplantae, Streptophyta, Magnoliopsida, Cucurbitales, Cucurbitaceae. Gene Ontology annotation, biological process: chloroplast rRNA processing. Gene Ontology annotation, cellular component: chloroplast thylakoid membrane. Gene Ontology annotation, molecular function: mRNA binding. The record is from RefSeq and is a predicted model, not a curated record.